AGGAAAGAUGGUGGGAGAGACGCAGGAGCGGAAGAGGUCUCCGGAUCGAGCCCCGUCCAAGGAGCGGGAGAAGAAGCGCUCACGUUCCCGGGACCGUGACAGGAAACGGUCGACCUCCAAGGAGCGCAAACGGCACCGGUCACGGGAGAGGAAGCGUUCUCGCUCCAAGAGCGGCGAGCGGGAGGCGGACCGGGAGCGACACCAUGGCAAGGACAAGGAGCGGGACCGGGACCGGUCCAAGAAGGAAAGAGAACGGGAUGGACACCGUAAGGCCAGGAAGCGGUCAAGGAGCCCCUCACCUGGAAGGCUAAAGGAUGGGAAGGUGAAGAUCAAGAAGGAGGAGGAAGAGGAGGAGGAAGAUCUGAAGAAGAACAAGGCACAGCCACUGUCUCUCGAAGAGCUGCUGGCAAAGAAGAAGGCAGCAGAAGUGGCGGAGUCCAAGCCCAAGUUCCUCUCCAAGGCAGAGCGAGAGGCGGAGGCCAUGAGAAGACGGCAGCAGGAGGUGGAGGAGCGGCGGAGGGCCCAGGAGGAUGAGAGGAAGCAGAGGAAGCUGUUCCAGGAGCUGGGCAGGAAGAUGCUGGAGGACCCCCAGGAGCGUGAGAGACGGGAGCGUCGUGAGAGGAUGGAGCGGGAGAACCAGGGCAAUGAUGAGGAAGGUGGGCGCCUGAAGAUGCGUGAAGAGAAGGACAAGACCAAGGAACUGCAAGCCAUCAAGGAGCGAUACUUGGGAGGUGUAAAGAAAAGGAGGAGGACGCGUCACCUCAACGACAGGAAGUUCGUCUUUGAGUGGGAUGCUUCAGAGGACACAUCCCUGGAUUACAACCCACUCUACAAGGAACGGCACCAUGUCCAACUCCUGGGGAGGGGUUUCAUUGCUGGCAUCGACCUGAAGCAGCAGAAGAGGGAGCAGUCGCGUUUCUAUGGUGACCUGAUGGAGAAGAGGCGCACCCUGGAGGAGAAGGAGCAGGAGGAGGCCAGGCUGCGGAAGGUGCGGAAGAAAGAGGCAAAGCAGAGGUGGGACGACCGACACUGGUCCCAGAAGAAGCUGGACGAGAUGACAGAGCGGGACUGGAGAAUCUUCCGGGAGGACUACAGCAUCACCACCAAGGGCGGCCGCAUUCCUAACCCUAUUCGCUCCUGGAAGGAUUCCAGUCUGCCGCUGCACAUCCAGGAGGUCAUCGACAAGUGCGGAUACAAGGUGCGGUGUGGGAGAGUGCUGUGUCGGCCAGCCCGGUGACAAAUUGUCAGCACG
Messenger RNA from Mobula hypostoma (lesser devil ray), 1252 nucleotides. Its product is annotated as probable ATP-dependent RNA helicase DDX23. The coding region runs from base 8 to 1237 and encodes 409 amino acids. The record is from RefSeq and is a predicted model, not a curated record. Lineage: Eukaryota; Metazoa; Chordata; Chondrichthyes; Myliobatiformes; Myliobatidae. The transcript is spliced from 10 exons.